Messenger RNA from Maudiozyma saulgeensis, 1044 nucleotides. Lineage: Eukaryota; Fungi; Ascomycota; Saccharomycetes; Saccharomycetales; Saccharomycetaceae. The record is from the annotation of a GenBank genome assembly.
AUGGCUAACGUUAUUCAGGAGUAUACAGGUCCACUUUUAGAACAAUACCCUGUAUUGAAGGAGUAUGUUCCUAAUUUAGAUCGUCCAUUCUUUAAUAUUUCUCUAUGGAACAAUUUUGAUUUUGCUGUUACAAAAAUUACCAAUGGUAAAUUUACUCCACAUGAAUUUGAGUUUGUUGAAGGUGAAUUACCUUUAAGUACUUUACCAAGUGUUGCUGCCGCCAUUGCUACUUACUAUUUAGUAAUUUUUGGUGGUAGGGAACUUUUGAGAGGUUUCCAACCAUUUAAAUUCAAUUUUAUGUUUCAAUUGCAUAACUUGAUGCUAUCUUCUGGUUCUUUGCUCCUAUUAGCUUUGUUUAUUGAACAAUUAACUCCAAUGUUAGUUCGUCAUGGUUUAUAUUACAGUAUUUGUAAUAUUGGCGCUUGGUCUCAACCUAUGGUUACUUUAUAUUACAUGAAUUAUAUUGUUAAAUUUAUUGAAUUUACUGAUACCGUCUAUUUAGUUCUAAAACAUAAGAAAUUAACUUUCUUACAUACUUAUCAUCAUGGUGCUACUGCUUUACUUUGUUACACUCAAUUGAUUGGUACUACUUCUAUUUCUUGGGUUCCAAUCACUUUGAACCUAGGUGCUCAUGUCUUAAUGUAUUGGUAUUAUUUCUUAGCUGCCAGAGGUAUUAGAGUUUGGUGGAAAGAAUGGGUUACUAGAUUCCAAAUUAUUCAAUUUAUUUUGGAUAUUGGUUUCAUUUAUUUUGCAUGUUAUCAAAAGGUUGCAUCAGAAAUCUUUACUACAUUACCUCAUUGUGGUGAUUGUGUUGGUUCCACAAUGGCUUCUUUAGCUGGUGUAGGUAUCAUCUCCUCAUAUUUAGUCCUAUUUGUCAGUUUCUACAUUAACGUUUACAAACGUAAGGAUACUAAGACAAGUAGAGUCAUUAAACGUGCUAAUGGUGGUGUUGCUGCUAAAGUUAACGAAUACGUUAAUGUCGAUUUAAGUAAUGUUAACACUCCAUCUCCUUCUCCAACUCCUGUUGCUAGAAGAAGAACCUAG